AUGGCUUUUGGCCUAAGAAUUUUGGCACCAUCUCUGCCUCUCAUGCUUGCGCUAUGUAUAUCUCUCUCUCAAGCCAAAAUAGAAAUCCUGGUUGGAGGGAAGCAAAUUGUAUGGGAAAUCCCACCUUCAAAUAACACUCUCAACCUUUGGGCAGAGAGAACUCGGUUCAAAGUAGGAGAUGUUCUAGUGUGGAAAUAUGAUCUCAACGCAGAAUCAGUGUUGCAAGUUACAGAGAAGGGGUAUGAUAGGUGCAACACAUCAAACCCAAUCAAACAACACAAAGAUGGCUUCACCAAAAUGGAGUUGGAGCAUUCAGGACCCUUCUCCUUUAUCAGUGGAACUCAAGGGCACUGUGAGAAAGGAUUGAAGCUCAUUGUGGUUGUUCAUUCUGAGGCUCGUUAG
This is a messenger RNA of Hevea brasiliensis (rubber tree), 402 nucleotides long. Its product is annotated as early nodulin-like protein 12. The transcript has 2 exons. NCBI's taxonomy places the organism in Eukaryota, Viridiplantae, Streptophyta, Magnoliopsida, Malpighiales, Euphorbiaceae. Bases 1 to 402 code for a protein of 133 amino acids. Gene Ontology annotation, cellular component: plasma membrane. The record is from RefSeq and is a predicted model, not a curated record. Gene Ontology annotation, molecular function: electron transfer activity.